AUGUUUACUUUCGGAACAAUUUCUACGGAGCCCGCUGUGCUUGUUGGGGAUUCCAUUUACUGGAUUCUUGCCAAUUGUUCAUCAGGCAUCCUUGAGUUUAAUUUUGAGAUGCAGAGACUAGCUGCUAUACGGGUGCCACAUCUGUAUAGAGAUCACUUCAAGCUUAUAAAGGCGGAUAGUGGUGGGCUGGGUCUGCUCCACAUAUCAGACUUCACCAUGCAAGUGUGCAAUUACGAUGGUGUUGCUUCAUGGAGGCUGGGAAGAACUAUUGAACUGGACAAAUUACUUCCCCUGAAUCCAUACAAGGACAACAUAAUGUUAGGAGCGUUUGCCGAGGAAAAUAAUAUGGUGUUCCUGUGGACAUUGAACGGGCUCUAUGCGAUCCAUCUUCAGUCAUUGGAGGUGAAAAAGCUACCCGAAACCACCAACAUAUCUCACUACUAUCCCUUUGAAAGCGUCAAUACGACAGGGAGAGUCCUGCUAUGA
This is a messenger RNA of Triticum turgidum subsp. durum (durum wheat), 486 nucleotides long. The record is from the annotation of a GenBank genome assembly. Lineage: Eukaryota; Viridiplantae; Streptophyta; Magnoliopsida; Poales; Poaceae.